Messenger RNA from Vittaforma corneae ATCC 50505, 1098 nucleotides. RefSeq lists its product as uncharacterized. The record is from RefSeq and is a predicted model, not a curated record. NCBI's taxonomy places the organism in Eukaryota, Fungi, Microsporidia, Nosematidae. Bases 1 to 1098 code for a protein of 365 amino acids. The transcript has a single exon.
AUGGCAGAGAAGAAGGAUGAUUCUGAUAAGACUCUCAAAAUACAAACGGACGAGAAAAACCUGGCACCACUGGCUGGACCUGCACAGGAAGAGCCAGUGAAGCCAGCAGUUAUCGCAGCAAAGGGUAAUAAUACAGGGAAGAAGACCGAAGUGAUAUUGCCUCAAGAGACAACCAACCUUGCGCCACUAGGAGGACCGAUGGAAGCCGAGGAGGAAACUAAAAAAGUGGUAAUAAAGGAGGCCAGCAAAGAGAAAGAGGCAUCCAAUACAAAACCUAGCAGUGAGAACAUGGCUGCACAUGAAAAAAGAGAUAAGGAAAUGGAGUCUAACAUGAAAGAUAAGGCUGGUACAAGUAAAAAGCCAGAAGAUAAGAUGGCAUAUCCAGGCUCGAACACCCAGAAGACGUGUGCGAAGUGCAGUAGGGAUGCCAAGACUUGUAGGUGUGCAGAAAACAUCCAUAAGCCUGAGAACGGUGGUGUAUUUAAUAAAGAGAACAAGUGCACAAGAUGUAAUACGAGCUCCUGCAAAUGCUCUACAAGUAAUAAGUCAAUGGGAUCAUCGUUAUCUGAUAGUAUGUCGUUGCACUCUUCAUCUAGCGGCAGGCCGGUGAUGCCUGCCCCAAGCAAAUCCAAUUUGCAAUCUAGGGCAGAAAGGCCAAAUACACAAGUAAGAAUAGAUGAAAACAAGAACAGAAACCAUAGAGUUGGAGACAGCUCAGGGACUGGCUUUGCACCCUGCAAACUUGAAAAUCCCGACAGUGGAAGCGUUAUCCAUGAACUUAGAAGGAAGAAUUCUGUUAUUGCAGAGGGUUUUAUUUAUAAGAAGAGGGCAUUCUUUUUCUGUUUUUGGGUUAAAAAGUAUUUUGUUCUUUUGCGAACUGGGGAGCUCAUGUGGCUUGAGGAAGAUGGCACUGGCUCAGGAUAUGGAAACUGGAAUAUUAAAAGAGCCACUGCUUUCAACAAGCUUGACUAUGAUGGAUAUUCGCAUCCACACAGGCUUACCUACUCAGUCGAGUCUAGUACAGGAUACCUGGCCUUUGACACUGAUGCAGAGAGAAACUACUGGUUUGAUAUGCUCCAAGAUGUUUCAAGAAGUUAA